CCGCCGCGCCGAGCCGCUGUAGUGGCCUUGUUGUUCGGCUCUCUGUCCCGUGCCGACGCCGCCCCGCUCUCGUCAGCCCCUGGCCCUCCGUCUCCUUGAGACCGAGCACCAUGCCUUCAAUUAAGUUGCAGAGUUCUGAUGGGGAGAUAUUUGAAGUUGAUGUGGAAAUUGCCAAACAAUCUGUGACUAUCAAGACAAUGUUGGAAGAUUUGGGAAUGGAUGAUGAAGGAGAUGAUGAUCCAGUUCCUCUUCCUAAUGUUAAUGCAGCAAUACUAAAAAAGGUCAUUCAGUGGUGCACCCACCACAAGGAUGACCCUCCUCCCCCUGAGGAUGAUGAGAACAAAGAAAAGCGGACAGAUGAUAUCCCUGUUUGGGACCAAGAAUUUCUAAAAGUUGACCAAGGAACACUUUUUGAACUUAUUCUGGCUGCAAACUACUUAGACAUCAAAGGUUUGCUUGAUGUUACUUGCAAGACUGUUGCCAAUAUGAUCAAGGGGAAAACUCCUGAGGAGAUUCGCAAAACCUUCAAUAUCAAAAAUGACUUCACUGAAGAAGAAGAAGCCCAGGUACGCAAAGAGAACCAGUGGUGUGAAGAGAAGUGAAAUGCUGUGCCUGACAUUAACACUGUAAGGAUUGUUCCAAAUACUAGUUGCACUGCUCUGUUUAUAAUUGUUAAUAUUAGACAAACAGUAGACAAAUGCAGCAGCAAAUCAAUUGUAUUAGCAGAAUAUUGUCCUCAUUGCAUGUGUAGUUCGAGUACAGAUUCCAGACAUAAGGCUAUUUCUUCUAGUGUGAUCAAAAGUUACUUUUUCCUUUGCUCUGAAUAAAACUGAACUUCAGUUUCUCUAUAGAAAAGUGACAUUUGGGCUUUCCCUCUUUUUGUAAAGUGAUUCUGCCUAGUUUAUUGCCCAGUUAACUUUAGUGACCUUUUAAAAGUUGACAUUGUAAAUAAAAACAACUUGCAAAAAGUUUUCUGAAAUAGAAUUAACAAUGUAUUAUCUUUAUUUGUGAGUUGGAAACUGGAAAAAGGCUAUUCAAAGUAAAUGUUCUGAGUGCAGUUAUUAGGAUGGCUUCCAGCUUCCUGGGGUCAAGGAGUGCCACAGGUAUUGAUUAGCCUGUGUGUAGCUGGGCUCCCUUAUUUGGAUCUGAGGACUUGUUUUUGCAUAUUUAAUCCUUUCAGCUUUGACUUUGUUGCCUAGAGACUCAGUUACUACUCUGGUUUUAGGGGGGAAACAUAAGUAGACAGUUCGUUAGCUUUUCAAUUAAAAAGAUACUUAAC
This is a messenger RNA of Talpa occidentalis (Iberian mole), 1279 nucleotides long. It is a transcript of the gene SKP1, whose product is annotated as S-phase kinase associated protein 1. The transcript has 6 exons. The coding region runs from base 111 to 602 and encodes 163 amino acids. Gene Ontology annotation, molecular function: cullin family protein binding. Gene Ontology annotation, biological process: SCF-dependent proteasomal ubiquitin-dependent protein catabolic process. The record is from RefSeq and is a predicted model, not a curated record. Gene Ontology annotation, cellular component: cytoplasm; nucleus. Lineage: Eukaryota; Metazoa; Chordata; Mammalia; Eulipotyphla; Talpidae.